AUGGUGACCAGCCAGCUCUACUUGUCUGCCUAUAUCACAACCUACCUGAUUGGAUUCCCCUCCAACGCGCUGGCAUUGUACACCUUCUGCCGCAAGGUGCACCGUAAGCCCAUCCCCAUUGAUAUCCUCCUGCUGAACCUCACGCUCUCUGACCUGAUGUUCCUCGCUUUCCUGCCGUUCAAGAUGAAGGAGACAGUUGAUAACAUGGUUUGGCUUCUACCCGACUUCCUGUGUCCUCUGAGCAGCUUUAUGUUUUACUCCACCAUCUAUACCAGCACGUUAUUCCUGACGGCGAUCAGCGUGGAGCGGUAUUUGGGCGUGACAUUCCCUUUUCGGUACUCGGUGGGUCGUCGGUCGAGAUACUCCGUAAUUGCAAGCGUGUUCCUCUGGCUCUUCAGCUUUCUCAACCUGAGCUUUGUCUACAUCGUGCCCACUCUGCCUUUGGGUAGUGAUUACGCUGACCGAAAUAACAGCGUGGUGUCAUCUAGAAUGUGUUACAAUGGAUUCCACAGUGAGCAGCUGAAAAUCCUGGUCAAUGUCCGUUUGGAGCUCUUUGUCGUUCUGUUCUGCGUUCCCUUCGUGAUCUGCUCCUUCUGCUACAUCAACUUCAUCCGCAUUCUGUCCAGGCUGCCCCACAUCAGCCGGCGACGCAGGCUAAGGGCCAUCGGGCUGGCCUUGGGCACGUUACUGGUUUUCGCCGUCUGUUUUGGACCCUACAAUGUGUCACAUGUGGUGGGCUUCAUCCGGGAGGAUAACGAGGCGUGGCGGGACUUGGCCCUGAUCUCCAGCACCCUAAACGCCUCAUUAGAUCCCAUCAUCUUCUACUUCUCCUCCACCGCCGUUCAGAGCACUCUCAGCCGCUGCUUAAAGGCUGUGAAGGAGAAGCUUCUCGUCCUGAGAUGCCAAAAGGCUCACUGCUGCACUCUGACACAGACCUCUAGUGCUGUGACAGGCAAAAACACAAGCCCACCCCAAAAGAUCUGA
Messenger RNA from Chanos chanos (milkfish), 984 nucleotides. RefSeq names its product free fatty acid receptor 2-like. The coding region runs from base 1 to 984 and encodes 327 amino acids. Gene Ontology annotation, molecular function: G protein-coupled receptor activity. The transcript has a single exon. Lineage: Eukaryota; Metazoa; Chordata; Actinopteri; Gonorynchiformes; Chanidae. Gene Ontology annotation, cellular component: plasma membrane. The record is from RefSeq and is a predicted model, not a curated record. Gene Ontology annotation, biological process: G protein-coupled receptor signaling pathway; cellular response to fatty acid.